Molecule: messenger RNA, 2694 nt
Organism: Nothobranchius furzeri (turquoise killifish)
Lineage: Eukaryota; Metazoa; Chordata; Actinopteri; Cyprinodontiformes; Nothobranchiidae
Gene: cdv3
Product: carnitine deficiency-associated gene expressed in ventricle 3
Cellular component (GO): cytoplasm
Source: RefSeq, a predicted model, not a curated record
GGAAGUGCUUCCGGGUGAAGGUAGAGGUUUGUCGACUAUCCCCUGCAUGGCAUGGUUGACAGGAUAGCCAACGAUUCAGACGGAGAACCGGGGCGUACGCUUUUAAUCAAGCUCUUUUAAACGUUAUACAGUUAGAAAUAGGAGUAAUCUAAUUGUUUCUUCUCGCCUGAACAGCUGUCCUGACUCACCGAGAGCGGAAAUUCUUAUUUGUCAUUGCUCGGUUAGCCGACUAACUAACGCUCGUUAACGUUGCUCUUUGAAAAUGGCGGAUGUUCCUGCAGAGAAGAGUCUGGACGAUUUCUUUGCCAAGCGCGACAAAAAGAAGAAGAAAGAGAAAGGGAAGGGGAAGGAACCCGCCGCCGGGACAACCACGUCGGUUGUGGUGAAGAAGACAAAGAAAGAGAAGGAGAAAUCGACAAAAAGCGAAAACCAAGAUGCUCAACUUGAAAAGGAGGAUGAGGAGUGGAAGGAGUUUGAGCAGAAAGAAGUGGACUACAGUGGGCUUCGGCUCCAGGCGCUGCAGAUAACGGAUGAAAAGGAGGAUGAGGAGUAUGAGAAGGAGGAGGUAGGAGAGGACGGAGAGAUUAUUCUGGUUAGUGGAGACAAAAUAUCUGGUCCCUGGAACAAGUCUGGUGGUGCUGCGCCUCCUCCUGCUGCUUCACCUGUGGAGGAAUUAGAAGUGCCCGAGUCGAAGCCCGCUGGAGUGUAUCGACCUCCAGGAGCUCGACUCACUCCCAGUAGACGAGGGCCCACCCAGGGGCCUCCUGAGAUCUACAGUGACACACAGUUCCCCUCUUUACUGUCCACCGCCAAGCACGUCGAGACACGCAAAGACAGAGAAAUAGAGAAGACCUUUGAAGUUGUAAAACACAAAAAUCGUGGCAGAGAAGAGACCAGCGGUGCUUCCAUGCAGCAACUGCAGCUGGACAACCAGUACGCCAUCCUGGGGGACAAGUAAAGCUGCUCCCCGCCGUCCCCUGGCCCCCUCCAGCACGGUCCUGCUCGGCGCCUUUAAGGAAGUCGAACUCCAGCUGUGUGGACUGCAGUCCUAACCGAGCUCUUCCUGCCAGCAUCACUCACACACACACAUCUAUCACACACAGUACCCCUGCAGUGACACUCCCUUUAAUUAACACAUCCAAAAAACACAUCUGGUUGGCAAAAGUAGAGGACUGCAUGUGAAGGGGCUGACAAAAAGAGAGAGAGAGGGGGGGGGGGGGCGCAACUGAAACGGGAUCGGCAAAGUAAAUACUAACCAACGACGCAGCAGCAGCAAGUGGAGGCAUCGUCGUCCUGCGUGGAUCGUUCUCAGAGCUGCUGUUGAGUAAAUCUUCUCUCUGGACUUCAACGUGCUCCAACAAAGCCACAGAGGAUCAAAGAUGACUUUAGGCAAGAUUAUUUUACAAACUUCUGUGAGAAUAUCUAUUUUUUUGCAAGAUGGCUACAACCCAAUCGCACGUGGUCGUUUUGAGGUGUGUUUUUGAGUUGCAGUUGUUGCUUUGGGGAUGUGGAUUGUACCUGAGCAACAUAGCUGGUGGUGACCAUGUGGACUGAGCUUUUCUUUUAAUUUCUUGCUGUGGUGAUAAAGGGGGCGGCAGCCUACCCCUUCCUCUUACAUACCCAUCAGCCUUCAGGCUCUUUCAUUUAGACACCUGAAGCGUUGCUUUCUUUCAGACGUUGAUGAUGACACUGCAAAAAUCCAUUAACAAGCAGCACUGGGUUGUGUUUGUCAUUAGUAUUUCUAUAUAAAGUGGCCUUACUAAUGGAGAGAAGCUGUCAUCUGAUAUGUUGUCUGAUUGGCUGGUGCCUGUAUCUGAUGUCACCAACAGAAAAUCACUUAAAAGUAAAAAAAAUAAAAAUCUGAGCAGGAAUGGAGUUGUUGUAGUUUGCCAGAUGCUUACAACUAAUAACCGUCUUUCAUAUCCACCGUUUGAUUUCUGCUGCCCAUAAUUUCCUCUUCAUACAUCUGAAAAGGAAUUAUUAAAGCUUAUUUGUAAUUAGACGCAUUCUCUUUGGCUAACAGAUAGAUUUACUUGUGUUUGCCAUCAGGUAGCCACAGAUAUCACAAUGAUGGGAAGAGGAACCACUUCUCUUGACUGCUUUCAGUUCAAAACUUAGUUUGCUGUAAAGUAGUCACGUAAAUGCAGAAGUGUUUCUUCUCUUGAAUCGUUGCUUUUCCUUAGAAUUAUCUAACUCAGCCUUUGGUGAAGUUGUGUAGAACAUGAAACGUGUGCAAGCCGGCUCUGCAGAAAGUUCCAGCCUUCGCUGAAUGCAUACCACCACCAAACAGAGCGAAGUGUGACAAGUGAUUAUUAAAUGGAAAGUAAUGCUUGGAAAUCUAAACUGGGUUUCUGUACUAUGUAUGCUCUCCCCAUGAAACGUUUAAGGUGGACACAGAUCUGUGAUUAUAGAGACUAGCCCCACCCAAAGCAUUUGUGAAAAAACUAGGUUUUCUAGUGUCAUUUUCCAGAAAAGUUCUUGUUCAUUAGUGAACUCAAGGCUUGUGUCGUCCUGUUCCUCGCACUAAAAUACAACAUACCUGAUUCCAAUGUGGUCUGAUGUCGUCAGAGUAGGCGGUCCUUUCCUCUUGUCUUCGCACAUCGGAUAAAUAAAUAAAGUUACAACUCUUAAGAGGAAAAUGAAAUCAAAUGAUCUUAUACCAAGCUUAUUAACAAAUAAAAGUCUUUUCUCACA